This is a messenger RNA of Coccinella septempunctata (seven-spotted ladybird), 1618 nucleotides long. RefSeq names its product probable dolichyl pyrophosphate Glc1Man9GlcNAc2 alpha-1,3-glucosyltransferase (gene xit). The transcript is spliced from 7 exons. Lineage: Eukaryota; Metazoa; Arthropoda; Insecta; Coleoptera; Coccinellidae. Gene Ontology annotation, cellular component: endoplasmic reticulum membrane. Gene Ontology annotation, biological process: protein N-linked glycosylation. The coding region runs from base 84 to 1604 and encodes 506 amino acids. Gene Ontology annotation, molecular function: dolichyl pyrophosphate Glc1Man9GlcNAc2 alpha-1,3-glucosyltransferase activity. The record is from RefSeq and is a predicted model, not a curated record.
AUUAGGUUAUGAUAACGUCAAGAAACCAUAACCUCAAAAAUAUGGAUCAAAACAUUGGGAUAUAGCAAAAAUUCUGCUUAAUAAUGAUUAUACCCAUCGCCCUUCUUGUUUCAUGUUUGAAACUACUAUUAAUUCCUGCGUACCAUUCCACAGACUUCGAAGUUCAUAGGAACUGGUUGGCCAUAACACACAGCUUACCUAUAAAGAAGUGGUAUUUCGAAAAUACAUCAGAAUGGACCCUAGAUUAUCCUCCGUUCUUUGCUUGGUUCGAGUACCUGCUGAGUUUUCCUGCUCAAUUAUUCGACAAAAAUAUGCUGGUAGUUGAAAAUAUAAAUUACGAUUCCAAACGAACUGUUCAAUUUCAAAGACUAUCGGUGAUAUUUAUGGAUUUGAUAUACCUGUAUGGAGUUUAUGGGUGUUCCAAAAUUGUUCCGAAAGGUUGGAGAGCUCAUGUGUUACUUAUAUUGCUCUCGACUAAUUGUGGUCUUAUUAUGGUUGAUCACAUACAUUUCCAAUACAAUGGUUUCAUGUACGGGAUAUUACUGAUAUCUAUAUCUUAUAUGUGGACUGAAAAUUACUUGAAGUCUGCUUUUUUCUUCAGUGUUUUGCUCAACCUCAAACAUAUAUAUUUGUAUGCAGCUCCUGCCUAUUUUGUAUAUUUGCUUAGAAAUUACUGCCUUCGAAGCAAGAGCAUUUCAGGGGCACUUGGAAGUAAGCAGUGUUGGAUGAACACAAUCAAAUUGGGAUCGAUUGUUGUAGGGGUGUUUUUUGUUAGUUUUUACCCAUUUCUUGACCAUAUCCCCCAGGUUAUUUCUAGAUUAUUUCCUUUGAAAAGAGGUCUCUGCCAUGCAUACUGGGCACCCAACUUUUGGGCUUUAUACAAUGUAGCCGAUAAGGCUGCCUUUAUUAUUGCCUCAAAAAUGGGCUUUGAGCUGUCAGCAACGAAAGCUGCUAUGACAGGAGGGUUGGUGCAGGAAUAUUCCCACUCAGUCUUACCCAAUAUUACACCUUUAACGUCAGUUGCUUUAACUCUACUCACAACGUUGCCUUGCUUGAUCAAGUUGUGGAGGCUUAAGUCAGGACCUGACUUUAUCCGUUGUAUUGUACUUUGUUCCUUGACAUCAUUUGCUUUUGGAUAUCAUGUUCAUGAAAAGGCUAUUCUGAUGGCUGUGAUUCCCUUAACGUUAUUAUCUGUUCUUGAUUCCUUUGAUGGGAGAAUAUUUCUUAUACUAUCCACAGUAGGGCAUUUUUCUCUAUUUCCCUUAUUAUUUCCAUUGAAUUUACUUAUAGUAAAGAGUUUGUUAUUUUUUAUAUACACCCUGUUUUCAUUCUAUAGUUUAGCCAACGUUUUUACGUCGAGCAUUCGUGAAAAUUCCAUCCCUUUGUUGAGCAUUCCAGAAAGUUUAUAUCUCUUAGGUUUAGGUCUUGUUUAUUUAUAUGAGAAUCUUAUUCAUUAUUUAUUAGGACUCAGCGACAGUUUGCCAUUCCUACCUUUGAUGAUUAUAUCUGUUUAUUGUUCUGUAGGUGUCAUGUACUGUUGGUUGAGAUACUAUAUUUACUUUUUGUACAGACCUGUUACUCAAAAGAAAGAAAAAACCAAAUAAAUUUUUACCAAACU